Messenger RNA from Drosophila biarmipes, 1587 nucleotides. RefSeq names its product CAAX prenyl protease 1 homolog. Gene Ontology annotation, biological process: CAAX-box protein processing. The record is from RefSeq and is a predicted model, not a curated record. Gene Ontology annotation, molecular function: metalloendopeptidase activity. Lineage: Eukaryota; Metazoa; Arthropoda; Insecta; Diptera; Drosophilidae. Gene Ontology annotation, cellular component: endoplasmic reticulum membrane. The transcript is spliced from 3 exons. The coding region runs from base 89 to 1531 and encodes 480 amino acids.
AUUUCCAUUCAUUUUGUAUUUCAGAGCCCUUUUCCAUUAUUUACACCACAAUUUCAAUUAAAAACUCUGUAAAUCUGAAUUUCCAAGCAUGCAUACAUUCGCUCUUUACGAAGACCCGCUGCAUGGCGAGCAUCUGGUAAUAUCGGGCUAUGAAAUCGGCAUGGAAAUGGUUCCCGGGAAAGCAGACAUCUCGGACCCGGUCCUCCUGCGCCACGUCCUCUGCCUGAUAAUAAUGGUGCACAACUGCUUUCACCUGGUUCUCUUCUGCCGGCAGAUAAAGUUGUGCAAGAAGAGCAACGCUCCUCCGCAGCAACUGGAUGGUAUAAUGUCGCCAGAAGCCUUUGAGGCCUCUAAGGAUAAGCAACUCCAUGCUUCGUAUCUGGAGGUUUUCCACCUAGUGCUAGAUACCCUGUAUAGCUGCCUUGACUUGUACCUCUCCACCUUGGCGUACAUUUGGAAGUUGACGGUGGGCUGGUAUCGCUACGCGGACGACAUUUGGCUGAAUGUGACCUUUAUGACGUUGUUUUCCACUUACCUGGUGAUUCGCAUGCUGCCAUCUCUGUUUUAUGAGAAGCUAGUCCUGGACCCCAAGUUCAAUGUGGAUCCGGAAAAGUCGCCACCACUCGUGGGUAUGAUCUGCGCCCUGGCUUUCAUCGUGGUUUUCCUGCAGAUUGCCAUCAUCCCGUUUACUGCGAUUUUCAUGGCUCUGCAGGAGCUGAAUGUUUGGUACUGUAUCCUGCUCGUCUGGCUCAUUCUGGUGGCCAUGUCCCUGGUUAUUUUGGGCUUCGUCGGCAUAUUCGGAGUGCCCUGCCUAGGCAAGAGCCGCAGAAUGGAGGACUCGGAGAUUGAUGACGACCUGCGCGAUGUACUGGACACUUCCUCGUUUCCGGGACGGGUUUAUAUGGUGCGCACCUUCCAUGAAGGACGUCCCACUGCCUGGGUGAUGGGCGUCUGCUGUUGCCUGCGCCUGGACAUCCACGAUAACCUGAAGCUGAACCGCGGCCUGGCCUCGGAUGACUUGGACUCGGGUCAGGUGGGGGCCGGCCUCAAGGACGACCAGCUGGCCGCCUUUGUGGUUCACCAGCUGGCCCACUGGCACUUGUGGCAUGUGACCAAGGCCUUGGCGCUGAUCUGGCUGAAUCUCCUGAUAUACCUGGUGCUCUUCGGGCUGUGCUACAACUGGCAGACCCUCUACUCGUCCGCGGGCUUCACGGCCCUGUACCCCAAGACCGUUGGCUUCUGGCUGGUGUACAAGUACCUGAUGCCGAUUUACCACGACAUCAGCACCUGGAUAGUAUUCUUCUUCAUUCGGCACUUCGAGUACGCCGCAGAUGCCUACGUGGUUCGGUGGGGCUACGGACCUCCGAUGAGGGCCGCCCUGCUCAAGCUUUUUGCGGACGACAACGAGUUCCCCAACGUGGACCACUGGUACCUCAUGUGGCACCGCCUACGGCCCUCGAUUCUGCAACGCAUAGAGAAUCUGCAGCGGCUGUUCAAGACACGCCCAGUUUCUGCUAUAUCUUUGAUCUGAAUAUGAUACUCAAGUUACUUUAUACAGGUCAUAAAACAAAGAUAUCCUGGUAUUUG